Molecule: messenger RNA, 882 nt
Organism: Metopolophium dirhodum (rose-grain aphid)
Lineage: Eukaryota; Metazoa; Arthropoda; Insecta; Hemiptera; Aphididae
Product: transmembrane protein 80-like
Exons: 1
Coding region: 431-853 (140 amino acids)
Biological process (GO): non-motile cilium assembly
Cellular component (GO): ciliary transition zone
Source: RefSeq, a predicted model, not a curated record
AUCAAACGCCCUGUAUUAUAUACCUACGCAACGAGAGUUCAGGGGUACUCAAAAUUCGAUGCGCAACAAUAAAUAUAGAUAAACCAUAACGAUAACGAACGAAAGAAACCUAUCGUUUUGAUUAUUAAUAUACGUGAUGCGAAUACCUUAAACACUUAAUUCGAAAAUACACGAAAACGUGUAUUAUAUUUAGGGUUUAGAAACGAAAAAAUGUAUAUGAAGUUAAAAAAUAAUUCCCUUGUUUCGAAUUGUAACAUUUUGAGAUACAACCCAGGCAACAUUGUAGUUUAUUGAUUACCAGGGUCAGUCCAUGUGGACGAAAAUAGCCAGAUAGCAAUACAGUAUUCGAGCGUAAUAAGUUAGUAACUGUGCAGACUGCGUGUCACAGCAAACGUUUCUUGUUCAUGUAAAAAUAAUUUUGUAAUGCAAAAUGGAAGCACCUCUGAUGUUCGAAGUGUUAAUGUACCUUAAUUCCUAUUACUUUGGAAUGUUUUCCAUGUUUGAGUUCUCACUUAUAUGUGCCAAAUCAAUAGACGAUGCUCAAAAAAAGUCAGUUUCUCUAAAUGAACUCGGGACUAAUAUGACAGUAUUUGUGUUUCUUUGUCUCAUUGAAGUGUUCCGCACGUUUUUAUCACGCCGGGAAAAUGCGGCCGACAAGGCAAUAUGUGUCGUCCUGUCACUCAUUCUAACUGUGCCAUCAGCCAUAGGAGUACUGUAUUUUUUGUUGUGGCAACAAAGAACUUUCCGGCUGGAAAAUAUUCUAGGAUGCAUACAACUUAUGCUUCAAGCAACUCAAGUGUUCUUUGGCAUUGUAUCAUUACUGACAUUCAAAAGCAGUGAUUCAACAACAUGAAAUUGUAAUUUAAAAACAAUAAUUAUUUG